Funneliformis geosporum is the source of this 393-nucleotide messenger RNA. The record is from the annotation of a GenBank genome assembly. Lineage: Eukaryota; Fungi; Glomeromycota; Glomeromycetes; Glomerales; Glomeraceae.
AUGUCAGAUGAUAAAGGGUUAUUAGAAUGCCUUUCAAUCUAUUCAUUUCUCUUUCUGAAUAAAAAAGGGUCUAAUGAUAUUUCUGAAGUAUAUGGUUUAUUCAAGAUUUAUGAAUGCAUUAAUAGUCAAAAGUCUUUAAGAGUUGUGAUUGAUAUAGAUACUUUGCAGAAAGUUAUGGAAACAGCUGGUGUUAAAACACAAGAACCUCAGAAAGUUAAGGCAUUCCGCUUAGCCUCUAAUAAAGAAAUAGUAUUAACUGAACUUUGGAACUGGGCCAAGCAUACGUCUUCAUUACCUUUUGAGAAUAAAACAAAAUUACGGAUCAAGAAAUACCAUAGCAAGUCUGAUUCAGUAGAAAAGGCUCAUGACUUCAGCAAUGUAGAAGAAUCAUAA